Messenger RNA from Cololabis saira (Pacific saury), 16876 nucleotides. It is a transcript of the gene eppk1, whose product is annotated as epiplakin 1. Bases 202 to 16227 code for a protein of 5341 amino acids. Gene Ontology annotation, biological process: wound healing; intermediate filament bundle assembly. Lineage: Eukaryota; Metazoa; Chordata; Actinopteri; Beloniformes; Belonidae. Gene Ontology annotation, cellular component: cytoplasm; membrane; cell junction. Gene Ontology annotation, molecular function: keratin filament binding; structural molecule activity. The record is from RefSeq and is a predicted model, not a curated record. The transcript is spliced from 3 exons.
AGGCACACGGCUCGAGGACGGUGUGAGGAAGGAUACCCUGCAGCGAGGGACCUCCAGGACGCCGGGGAAGUUUCAAAGCCCACGCUGACCCUCAAGAAAGCCCAAGAACCUUUCGUCUUCACCCCGGAUUUUGGAUCAGCUGAGAGCGUCCAAGCAUCUGCCUACGCACUUACAACAAAAGCAAAAGCCUUUUAGAUCAAGAUGGAAACCAACGGUGAGCUGAGGGAUAAUGGCUCCUCAGAAGUCCAUGGACCUGUGGCAGGCAUAUUUCUGGAGAUGUCAAAAGAGAAGAUAACCAUAUAUAAAGCCAUGAAAAAACGUCUGCUUAAGCCAGGAACAGCAUUAGCCCUGCUUGAAGCACAAGCUGCAACAGUGGGCAUCAUUGACCCGAUAAACAACCGAAUACUUUCAGUUGUAGAUGCUGUUACAGAGGGAAUAGUUGGCCCAGAGAUGAAGGAGAAACUCUUAACUGCAGGGAAAGCUGUCAGCGGUUAUGUAGACCCCUACACCAAUGAAAUGAUAUCUGUAUUCCAAGCCAUGAAAAAAGAUCUAGUGCCCAGAGAUUAUGGGAUGAGGCUGCUGGAGGCACAGAUAGCGACGCAGGGUCUGUUUGAUCCUGUGGAGAAGAAAAACAUCUCGGCUGAUGCUGCGAUUGAAAAGGGCAUCUAUGAGAAAGGUUUGCUCAACGACCAGAUGUCAGAGCUCAAAGUGUUUUACAAUCCAAGCACCCAAGAAAAUCUCAACUACAAAAGCCUCUUAGGGAAAUGCACCGUGGAGCCAGACACAGGCCUCUUGCUCCUUCCUGUUUGCAUUGCUUUCAAAGGUCUGCGCAAGGGCAUUUCCUCCACCCAACUACUUGAGUCCAAGAUCAUUGAUGAAGAGACAUUCGAGGACCUGCAGAAAGGAAAGACCACAACACAGGAUGUGAUGUUGAUGGAAACAGUGAAAGAAUACCUGGAAGGCAAAGGCAGUGUUGCGGGCAUUGCCCUGCUCUCAACCAACCAGAGAAUGAGUUUAUAUCAAGCCAAGAAGCAAGGCAUACUGAUGCCUGGAACAGCACUUGUCCUACUGGAGGCGCAAGCUGCAACUGGUUUCAUGGUGGACCCUGUUGAAAAUAAAAAGUACAACGUGGAUGAAGCAGUCAGGCACAAACUUGUCGGCCCAGAAUAUCAUGCAAAGCUGCGUUCUGCUGAGCAAGCUGUGACUGGGUACAAAGAUCCAUAUUCAGGGGAGACUAUAUCCCUGUUUCAAGCAAUGUCACAGGAUCUCAUUGUCAAAGACCAUGGGAUCCGACUUCUUGAAGCACAAAUUGCUACAGGAGGAAUAAUAGACCCGAUCAACAGCCACAGGCUUCCUACAGAGAUUGCUUUCAAGAGAGGGUAUUUCAAUGAGGAAAUGAAUGCUAUACUGGAAGAUGCGGGAGAUGACACCAAAGGUUUUUUUGAUCCAAACACAAAGGAAAAUCUAACCUAUCUUCAGCUGGUGCAAAGAUGUGUCACUGAUCCUGUCACCGGACUGGUCCUUCUCCCUCUACAUGAUAAAUCAGACAAGUUUAAUUACAGCUUCAUAGAUUACCAAACUAAAAUGGUUUUCAAAGAGGAGAGGGUAAAUGUGACAUGUGGGAGAUACGCAGGAAUUAAAGUAUCCCUGUGGGAACUGCUGAUGUCUGAAUACUUUGAUGAGCACCAGAGGAAAGACAUCUUUCAGAAAUACAAAGAGGGGAAGCUCAGAAUUAGGGUGAUCAUUACAAUGGUUCUGGAGGUCAUAGAAAGGUCUGUGAAAACAACGAAAGUUAUCUUUGAAGGCAUCAGAGAAAAUGUCACAGCCAAACAGCUUGUGGACGCUGAUAUCAUCAGUGAGAAGGUCCUGGAGGAUCUGGAAAAGGGAAAAAAGUCAGUGAAGGAAAUCACAGAGGAUGAAAGUGUAAACAUGUACCUACAAGGGAAAAACAGCAUUGCAGGUGUCUUGCUCCCAGACUCCCAGAUCAUGACUAUCUACCAGGCCAGACAGAAGGGAAAGCUGAUGCCAGGAACUGCCCUGGUUCUCCUGGAGGCUCAGGCAGCCACAGGGUUCAUUAUUGACCCGAUUGGAAACAGGAAGUUCUCGGUGGAUGAUGCUGUCAAAGCAAAGAUUGUGGGGGCUGAUAUUUGUCAGAAGCUGCGUUCAGCAGAGAGAGCAGUCACUGGAUACAGAGAUCCCCAUGAUGAAAAGAUAAUCUCUUUGUUCCAAGCGAUGCAGAAAGACCUCAUCCUAAAACACCAUGGAGUUCGACUUCUGGAGGCACAAAUUGCCACAGGUGGAAUCAUUGACCCAAUCAACAGCCACCGCAUCCCUGUCCAUGUGGCCUAUAAAAGGGGGUACUUUAAUGAAGAGAUGAAUGAGAUCCUGAGUGAUCCAAGUGAUGACACCAAAGGAUUCUUCGACCCCAAUACCCAAGAGAACCUGACAUACUUGCAGCUUAUGGACAGAUGUGUCAUGGACCCCAGUACAGGUCUGUGCCUCCUGUCUCUUAAGAGCAAGAGUAAGAGGAUUAACAUUGAUAAUUACAUGCAGGAAAUCUUCAAAACAACAGUAGUUACUGUCAAGUAUGGCAGAUUCAAGGGCAAGCACACAACAUUGUGGGAUCUUAUCAAUUCAGAGUAUCUGUCUGAGGACAAACGACAGGAGUUUUUCAAGCUCUUCAGGUCCAGGAAAAUCACAACAGAACAACUCACGGUCACAAUUGUGGAAAUCAUUGAGAGUAAAGAAAUAAAAGAGCAAGAAAGUCUGAAGUUUGAAGGUCUCAGAGGAGAAGUCUCCGUUGUGGAUCUUCUGAAGCUUGAAAUUGUGGAUGAAAAGACAUACAACAGUUUGGUUUCUGGAAAGAUGACCUGCAAUGACGUGCUGAAGAUGGAGAGUGUAAGAGCCUACCUGAGAGGGACAAGCUGUGUUGCUGGACUGAUACUGCAACCCUCCAAUCAGAAACUAAGCAUCUACGGGGCACAGAAAAUGGGCAUCAUCUCACCUGGUACUGCCCUUUGCCUCCUUGAAGCACAAGCUGCUACAGGGUUCGUUGUUGAUCCUCUGAAUAAUAAAAAGCUCACAGUCGAACAAGCUCUCAGAGAAAAGGUAAUUGGUCCACAAAUGUAUGAAAAGCUUUUGUCUGCAGAGAGAGCUGUCACUGGUUACACAGAUCCAUACACGGGUCAAAAGAUCUCACUGUUCCAAGCCCUGCAAAAGGAUCUCAUUGUUCAGCAGCAUGGCAUUCGUUUACUCGAGGCCCAGAUCGCUACAGGUGGUAUCAUUGACCCCUUGAAGUGUCUUCACUUACCUCUGGAGGUUGCAUACAGGAAGGGAUAUUUUGAUGCAGAACUAAAUCAAAUCCUAACGGAUCCAACAGAUGACACUAAGGGCUUCUUUGACCCAAAGACACAAGACAACCUGACAUACCUAGAAAUGCUGAGCAGAUGUGUGAAAGACAAGGAGACCGGACUUUUUCUGCUGCCACUGGGUGACAGACCAAAGGCAAAAGCAACAAAGGAGAAAACGUUUACUGACAUAGAGAUAAAGCAAGAGUUUGAGAAGACAUGCAUAAACAUAUCUGUAGGACACUUCUCAGGACGAUCUGUUUCACUCUGGGACUUGGUCCAUUCUGGGUACUUCAGUGAGGAUCAGCGGCUUGAAAUCAUUGACAAGUACAGAAGAAAGCAGAUCAGCACACAAACAAUAAUCACCACAGUCAUUUCCAUAAUAGAGAAACUGGAGAAAAGUGAACCCCCUAAAAUGACGAUGGGCACCUCAACAACAACUACCUUCACAAAAAUCACAGAGACAACAAAGUUCCAGGGAAUCAGGAAAGAUGUUGAUGCUACUGAGCUGCUUGAAUCCAAAAUUAUUGAUGAGGACCUCUACAAAGACCUAAGAACCGGAAAAGUCACAGUGACUGAAAUUAGUGAAAUGGACUCAGUUCGCAAGUACCUCGAAGGCACCAACAGCAUUGCCGGAGUGUAUCUCCAGUCCACCAAGGAGAUUCUGAGCAUCUACGAUGCAAAAAGCAGAGGUCUACUGACUCCUGGUACCUCUCUGGUUCUGCUGGAGGCCCAGGCUGCCACCGGCUUUGUCAUCGAUCCAGUCAACAACAAGAAACUUUCUGUAGAGGAAGCUGUAGAUCAACAAUUGGUAGGCAAUGAGUGGAAGAAAAAACUGCUUUCAGCAGAAAGAGCAGUUACAGGAUACAAUGAUCCAUACACCGAGAAAACAAUUUCCCUGUUCCAAGCCUUGAAAAAAGAUCUCAUUGUCAAGGAUCAUGGAAUUCGUCUGCUUGAGGCACAAAUUGCCACAGGAGGAAUCAUCGAUCCAGUGUACAGUCACAGAGUGCCCGUACGGGUGGCAUAUCAAAGGGGAUACUUUGAUGAGGACAUGAACCAGAUCUUGUCUGACCCAGAUGAUGACACCAAAGGUUUCUUUGACCCCAACACUCAAGAGAACCUCACCUAUUUUCAGCUGAUUGAAAGGUGCAUUACAGACCCCCUCACAGGCCUCAGCCUGUUGGUCAUUGUGAAGAAAGGCGAGUUCUACUUCUAUGUUGAUGAAGCAACAAAACUCAUUCUGAAAUCUACAACAACAACCAAAGCAGGCGGGAAGUACAAAGGAACCACUGUGUCCCUGUGGGAUCUCCUCUACUCCAGAUACAUCACGGAAGAGAAGAGGAGACAGCUUGUCCAACAGUACAAAGCAGGAUCAAUCACCAUUGAAAGCUUUUUGGAAAUCAUCCUAACAAUCAUUCAGACACAGACUAUGUCAACCUCAUCUUCAUCAGUUGUCAAAUGCCAAUCACAGGAAACAGGAGUAGACAGCAGCUCAACAACAACUACCACCACAACAAUCACAGAGACAACAAAGUUCCAGGGAAUCAGGAAAGAUGUUGAUGCUACUGAGCUGCUUGAAUCCAAAAUUAUUGAUGAGGACCUCUACAAAGACCUAAGAACUGGAAAAGUCACAGUAACUGAAAUUAGUGAAAUGGACUCGGUACGCAAGUACCUCGAAGGCACCAACAGCAUUGCCGGAGUGUAUCUCCAGUCCACCCGGGAGACUCUUAGCAUCUACAAUGCAAAAAGCAGAGGCCUACUGACUCCUGGUACCUCUCUGGUUCUGCUGGAGGCCCAGGCUGCCACCGGCUUUGUCAUCGAUCCAGUCAACAACAAGAAACUUUCCGUAGAGGAAGCUGUAGAUCAACAAGUGGUAGGCAAUGAGUGGAAGAAAAAACUGCUUUCAGCAGAAAGAGCAGUUACAGGAUACAAUGAUCCAUACACCGAGAAAACAAUUUCCCUGUUCCAGGCCUUGAAAAAAGAUCUCAUCGUCAAGGAUCACGGAAUUCGUCUGCUUGAGGCACAAAUUGCCACAGGAGGAAUCAUCGAUCCAGUGUACAGUCACAGAGUGCCCGUACGGGUGGCAUAUCAAAGGGGAUACUUUGAUGAGGACAUGAACCAGAUCUUGUCUGACCCAGAUGAUGACACCAAAGGUUUCUUUGACCCCAACACUCAAGAGAACCUCACCUACCUUCAGCUGAUUGAAAGGUGUAUUACAGACCCCCUCACAGGCCUCAGUCUGUUGGUCAUUGUGAAGAAAGGCGAGUUCUACUUCUAUGUUGAUGAAGCAACAAAACUCAUUCUGAAAUCUACAAUAACAACCAAAGCAGGCGGCAAGUACAAAGGAACCACUGUGUCCCUGUGGGAUCUCCUCUACUCCAGAUACAUCACGGAAGAGAAGAGGAGACAGCUUGUCCAACAGUACAAAGCAGGAUCAAUCACCAUUGAAAGCUUUUUGGAAAUCAUCCUAACAAUCAUUCAGACGCAGACUACAUCAACCUCAUCUUCAUCAGUUGUCAAAUGCCAAUCACAGGAAACAGGAGUAGACAGCAGCUCAACAACAACUACCACCACAACAAUCACAGAGACAACAAAGUUCCAGGGAAUCAGGAAAGAUGUUGAUGCUACUGAGCUGCUUGAAUCCAAAAUUAUUGACGAGGACCUCUACAAAGACCUAAGAACUGGAAAAGUCACAGUGACUGAAAUUAGUGAAAUGGACUCGGUACGCAAGUACCUCGAGGGCACCAACAGCAUUGCCGGAGUGUAUCUCCAGUCCACCCGGGAGACUCUUAGCAUCUACAAUGCAAAAAGCAGAGGCCUACUGACUCCUGGUACCUCUCUGGUUCUGCUGGAGGCCCAGGCUGCCACCGGCUUUGUCAUCGAUCCAGUCAACAACAAGAAACUUUCCGUAGAGGAAGCUGUAGAUCAACAAGUGGUAGGCAAUGAGUGGAAGAAAAAACUGCUUUCAGCAGAAAGAGCAGUUACAGGAUACAAUGAUCCAUACACCGAGAAAACAAUUUCCCUGUUCCAGGCCUUGAAAAAAGAUCUCAUCGUCAAGGAUCAUGGAAUUCGUCUGCUUGAGGCACAAAUUGCCACAGGAGGGAUCAUCGAUCCAGUGUACAGUCACAGAGUGCCCGUACGGGUGGCAUAUCAAAGGGGAUACUUUGAUGAGGACAUGAACCAGAUCUUGUCUGACCCAGAUGAUGACACCAAAGGUUUCUUUGACCCCAACACUCAAGAGAACCUCACCUACCUUCAGCUGAUUGAAAGGUGUAUUACAGACCCCCUCACAGGCCUCAGUCUGUUGGUCAUUGUGAAGAAAGGCGAGUUCUACUUCUAUGUUGAUGAAGCAACAAAACUCAUUCUGAAAUCUACAAUAACAACCAAAGCAGGCGGCAAGUACAAAGGAACCACUGUGUCCCUGUGGGAUCUCCUCUACUCCAGAUACAUCACGGAAGAGAAGAGGAGACAGCUUGUCCAACAGUACAAAGCAGGAUCAAUCACCAUUGAAAGCUUUUUGGAAAUCAUCCUAACAAUCAUUCAGACGCAGACUACAUCAACCUCAUCUUCAUCAGUUGUCAAAUGCCAAUCACAGGAAACAGGAGUAGACAGCAGCUCAACAACAACUACCACCACAACAAUCACAGAGACAACAAAGUUCCAGGGAAUCAGGAAAGAUGUUGAUGCUACUGAGCUGCUUGAAUCCAAAAUUAUUGACGAGGACCUCUACAAAGACCUAAGAACUGGAAAAGUCACAGUGACUGAAAUUAGUGAAAUGGACUCGGUACGCAAGUACCUCGAGGGCACCAACAGCAUUGCCGGAGUGUAUCUCCAGUCCACCCGGGAGACUCUUAGCAUCUACAAUGCAAAAAGCAGAGGCCUACUGACUCCUGGUACCUCUCUGGUUCUGCUGGAGGCCCAGGCUGCCACCGGCUUUGUCAUCGAUCCAGUCAACAACAAGAAACUUUCCGUAGAGGAAGCUGUAGAUCAACAAGUGGUAGGCAAUGAGUGGAAGAAAAAACUGCUUUCAGCAGAAAGAGCAGUUACAGGAUACAAUGAUCCAUACACCGAGAAAACAAUUUCCCUGUUCCAGGCCUUGAAAAAAGAUCUCAUCGUCAAGGAUCACGGAAUUCGUCUGCUUGAGGCACAAAUUGCCACAGGAGGGAUCAUCGAUCCAGUGUACAGUCACAGAGUGCCCGUACGGGUGGCAUAUCAAAGGGGAUACUUUGAUGAGGACAUGAACCAGAUCUUGUCUGACCCAGAUGAUGACACCAAAGGUUUCUUUGACCCCAACACUCAAGAGAACCUCACCUACCUUCAGCUGAUUGAAAGGUGUAUUACAGACCCCCUCACAGGCCUCAGUCUGUUGGUCAUUGUGAAGAAAGGCGAGUUCUACUUCUAUGUUGAUGAAGCAACAAAACUCAUUCUGAAAUCUACAAUAACAACCAAAGCAGGCGGCAAGUACAAAGGAACCACUGUGUCCCUGUGGGAUCUCCUCUACUCCAGAUACAUCACGGAAGAGAAGAGGAGACAGCUUGUCCAACAGUACAAAGCAGGAUCAAUCACCAUUGAAAGCUUUUUGGAAAUCAUCCUAACAAUCAUUCAGACACAGACUAUGUCAACCUCAUCUUCAUCAGUUGUCAAAUGCCAAUCACAGGAAACAGGAGUAGACAGCAGCUCAACAACAACUACCACCACAACAAUCACAGAGACAACAAAGUUCCAGGGAAUCAGGAAAGAUGUUGAUGCUACUGAGCUGCUUGAAUCCAAAAUUAUUGAUGAGGACCUCUACAAAGACCUAAGAACUGGAAAAGUCACAGUAACUGAAAUUAGUGAAAUGGACUCGGUACGCAAGUACCUCGAGGGCACCAACAGCAUUGCCGGAGUGUAUCUCCAGUCCACCCGGGAGACUCUUAGCAUCUACAAUGCAAAAAGCAGAGGCCUACUGACUCCUGGUACCUCUCUGGUUCUGCUGGAGGCCCAGGCUGCCACCGGCUUUGUCAUCGAUCCAGUCAACAACAAGAAACUUUCCGUAGAGGAAGCUGUAGAUCAACAAGUGGUAGGCAAUGAGUGGAAGAAAAAACUGCUUUCAGCAGAAAGAGCAGUUACAGGAUACAAUGAUCCAUACACCGAGAAAACAAUUUCCCUGUUCCAGGCCUUGAAAAAAGAUCUCAUCGUCAAGGAUCACGGAAUUCGUCUGCUUGAGGCACAAAUUGCCACAGGAGGAAUCAUCGAUCCAGUGUACAGUCACAGAGUGCCCGUACGGGUGGCAUAUCAAAGGGGAUACUUUGAUGAGGACAUGAACCAGAUCUUGUCUGACCCAGAUGAUGACACCAAAGGUUUCUUUGACCCCAACACUCAAGAGAACCUCACCUACCUUCAGCUGAUUGAAAGGUGUAUUACAGACCCCCUCACAGGCCUCAGUCUGUUGGUCAUUGUGAAGAAAGGCGAGUUCUACUUCUAUGUUGAUGAAGCAACAAAACUCAUUCUGAAAUCUACAAUAACAACCAAAGCAGGCGGCAAGUACAAAGGAACCACUGUGUCCCUGUGGGAUCUCCUCUACUCCAGAUACAUCACGGAAGAGAAGAGGAGACAGCUUGUCCAACAGUACAAAGCAGGAUCAAUCACCAUUGAAAGCUUUUUGGAAAUCAUCCUAACAAUCAUUCAGACGCAGACUACAUCAACCUCAUCUUCAUCAGUUGUCAAAUGCCAAUCACAGGAAACAGGAGUAGACAGCAGCUCAACAACAACUACCACCACAACAAUCACAGAGACAACAAAGUUCCAGGGAAUCAGGAAAGAUGUUGAUGCUACUGAGCUGCUUGAAUCCAAAAUUAUUGACGAGGACCUCUACAAAGACCUAAGAACUGGAAAAGUCACAGUGACUGAAAUUAGUGAAAUGGACUCGGUACGCAAGUACCUCGAGGGCACCAACAGCAUUGCCGGAGUGUAUCUCCAGUCCACCCGGGAGACUCUUAGCAUCUACAAUGCAAAAAGCAGAGGCCUACUGACUCCUGGUACCUCUCUGGUUCUGCUGGAGGCCCAGGCUGCCACCGGCUUUGUCAUCGAUCCAGUCAACAACAAGAAACUUUCCGUAGAGGAAGCUGUAGAUCAACAAGUGGUAGGCAAUGAGUGGAAGAAAAAACUGCUUUCAGCAGAAAGAGCAGUUACAGGAUACAAUGAUCCAUACACCGAGAAAACAAUUUCCCUGUUCCAGGCCUUGAAAAAAGAUCUCAUCGUCAAGGAUCACGGAAUUCGUCUGCUUGAGGCACAAAUUGCCACAGGAGGAAUCAUCGAUCCAGUGUACAGUCACAGAGUGCCCGUACGGGUGGCAUAUCAAAGGGGAUACUUUGAUGAGGACAUGAACCAGAUCUUGUCUGACCCAGAUGAUGACACCAAGGGUUUCUUUGACCCCAACACUCAAGAGAACCUCACCUACCUUCAGCUGAUUGAAAGGUGUAUUACAGACCCCCUCACAGGCCUCAGUCUGUUGGUCAUUGUGAAGAAAGGCGAGUUCUACUUCUAUGUUGAUGAAGCAACAAAACUCAUUCUGAAAUCUACAAUAACAACCAAAGCAGGCGGCAAGUACAAAGGAACCACUGUGUCCCUGUGGGAUCUCCUCUACUCCAGAUACAUCACGGAAGAGAAGAGGAGACAGCUUGUCCAACAGUACAAAGCAGGAUCAAUCACCAUUGAAAGCUUUUUGGAAAUCAUCCUAACAAUCAUUCAGACGCAGACUACAUCAACCUCAUCUUCAUCAGUUGUCAAAUGCCAAUCACAGGAAACAGGAGUAGACAGCAGCUCAACAACAACUACCACCACAACAAUCACAGAGACAACAAAGUUCCAGGGAAUCAGGAAAGAUGUUGAUGCUACUGAGCUGCUUGAAUCCAAAAUUAUUGACGAGGACCUCUACAAAGACCUAAGAACUGGAAAAGUCACAGUGACUGAAAUUAGUGAAAUGGACUCGGUACGCAAGUACCUCGAGGGCACCAACAGCAUUGCCGGAGUGUAUCUCCAGUCCACCCGGGAGACUCUUAGCAUCUACAAUGCAAAAAGCAGAGGCCUACUGACUCCUGGUACCUCUCUGGUUCUGCUAGAGGCCCAGGCUGCCACCGGCUUUGUCAUCGAUCCAGUCAACAACAAGAAACUUUCCGUAGAGGAAGCUGUACAUCAACAAGUGGUAGGCAAUGAGUGGAAGAAAAAACUGCUUUCAGCUGAAAGAGCAGUUACAGGAUACAAUGAUCCAUACACCGAGAAAACAAUUUCCCUGUUCCAGGCCUUGAAAAAAGAUCUCAUCGUCAAGGAUCACGGAAUUCGUCUGCUUGAGGCACAAAUUGCCACAGGAGGAAUCAUCGAUCCAGUGUACAGUCACAGAGUGCCCGUACGGGUGGCAUAUCAAAGGGGAUACUUUGAUGAGGACAUGAACCAGAUCUUGUCUGACCCAGAUGAUGACACCAAAGGUUUCUUUGACCCCAACACUCAAGAGAACCUCACCUACCUUCAGCUGAUUGAAAGGUGUAUUACAGACCCCCUCACAGGCCUCAGUCUGUUGGUCAUUGUGAAGAAAGGCGAGUUCUACUUCUAUGUUGAUGAAGCAACAAAACUCAUUCUGAAAUCUACAAUAACAACCAAAGCAGGCGGCAAGUACAAAGGAACCACUGUGUCCCUGUGGGAUCUCCUCUACUCCAGAUACAUCACGGAAGAGAAGAGGAGACAGCUUGUCCAACAGUACAAAGCAGGAUCAAUCACCAUUGAAAGCUUUUUGGAAAUCAUCCUAACAAUCAUUCAGACGCAGACUACAUCAACCUCAUCUUCAUCAGUUGUCAAAUGCCAAUCACAGGAAACAGGAGUAGACAGCAGCUCAACAACAACUACCACCACAACAAUCACAGAGACAACAAAGUUCCAGGGAAUCAGGAAAGAUGUUGAUGCUACUGAGCUGCUUGAAUCCAAAAUUAUUGACGAGGACCUCUACAAAGACCUAAGAACUGGAAAAGUCACAGUGACUGAAAUUAGUGAAAUGGACUCGGUACGCAAGUACCUCGAGGGCACCAACAGCAUUGCCGGAGUGUAUCUCCAGUCCACCCGGGAGACUCUUAGCAUCUACAAUGCAAAAAGCAGAGGCCUACUGACUCCUGGUACCUCUCUGGUUCUGCUGGAGGCCCAGGCUGCCACCGGCUUUGUCAUCGAUCCAGUCAACAACAAGAAACUUUCCGUAGAGGAAGCUGUACAUCAACAAGUGGUAGGCAAUGAGUGGAAGAAAAAACUGCUUUCAGCUGAAAGAGCAGUUACAGGAUACAAUGAUCCAUACACCGAGAAAACAAUUUCCCUGUUCCAGGCCUUGAAAAAAGAUCUCAUCGUCAAGGAUCACGGAAUUCGUCUGCUUGAGGCACAAAUUGCCACAGGAGGAAUCAUCGAUCCAGUGUACAGUCACAGAGUGCCCGUACGGGUGGCAUAUCAAAGGGGAUACUUUGAUGAGGACAUGAACCAGAUCUUGUCUGACCCAGAUGAUGACACCAAAGGUUUCUUUGACCCCAACACUCAAGAGAACCUCACCUACCUUCAGCUGAUUGAAAGGUGUAUUACAGACCCCCUCACAGGCCUCAGUCUGUUGGUCAUUGUGAAGAAAGGCGAGUUCUACUUCUAUGUUGAUGAAGCAACAAAACUCAUUCUGAAAUCUACAAUAACAACCAAAGCAGGCGGCAAGUACAAAGGAACCACUGUGUCCCUGUGGGAUCUCCUCUACUCCAGAUACAUCACGGAAGAGAAGAGGAGACAGCUUGUCCAACAGUACAAAGCAGGAUCAAUCACCAUUGAAAGCUUUUUGGAAAUCAUCCUAACAAUCAUUCAGACGCAGACUACAUCAACCUCAUCUUCAUCAGUUGUCAAAUGCCAAUCACAGGAAACAGGAGUAGACAGCAGCUCAACAACAACUACCACCACAACAAUCACAGAGACAACAAAGUUCCAGGGAAUCAGGAAAGAUGUUGAUGCUACUGAGCUGCUUGAAUCCAAAAUUAUUGACGAGGACCUCUACAAAGACCUAAGAACUGGAAAAGUCACUGUGACUGAAAUUAGUGAAAUGGACUCGGUACGCAAGUACCUCGAGGGCACCAACAGCAUUGCCGGAGUGUAUCUCCAGUCCACCCGGGAGACUCUUAGCAUCUACAAUGCAAAAAGCAGAGGCCUACUGACUCCUGGUACCUCUCUGGUUCUGCUGGAGGCCCAGGCUGCCACCGGCUUUGUCAUCGAUCCAGUCAACAACAAGAAACUUUCCGUAGAGGAAGCUGUAGAUCAACAAGUGGUAGGCAAUGAGUGGAAGAAAAAACUGCUUUCAGCAGAAAGAGCAGUUACAGGAUACAAUGAUCCAUACACCGAGAAAACAAUUUCCCUGUUCCAGGCCUUGAAAAAAGAUCUCAUCGUCAAGGAUCAUGGAAUUCGUCUGCUUGAGGCACAAAUUGCCACAGGAGGGAUCAUCGAUCCAGUGUACAGUCACAGAGUGCCCGUACGGGUGGCAUAUCAAAGGGGAUACUUUGAUGAGGAGAUGAACCAGAUCUUGUCUGACCCAGAUGAUGACACCAAAGGUUUCUUUGACCCCAACACUCAAGAGAACCUCACAUACCUUCAGCUGAUUGAAAGGUGUAUUACAGACCCCCUCACAGGCCUCAGUCUGUUGGUCAUUGUGAAGAAAGGCGAGUUCUACUUCUAUGUUGACGAAGCAACAAAACUCAUUCUGAAAUCUACAACAACAACCAAAGCAGGCGGGAAGUACAAAGGAACCACUGUGUCCCUGUGGGAUCUCCUCUACUCCAGAUACAUCACGGAAGAGAAGAGGAGACAGCUUGUCCAACAGUACAAAGCAGGAUCAAUCACCAUUAAAAGCUUUUUGGAAAUCAUCCUAACAAUCAUUCAGACGCAGACUACAUCAACCUCAUCUUCAUCAGUUGUCAAAUGCCAAUCACAGGAAACAGGAGUAGACAGCAGCUCAACAACAACUACCACCACAACAAUCACAGAGACAACAAAGUUCCAGGGAAUCAGGAAAGAUGUUGAUGCUACUGAGCUGCUUGAAUCCAAAAUUAUUGAUGAGGACCUCUACAAAGACCUAAGAACUGGAAAAGUCACAGUGACUGAAAUUAGUGAAAUGGACUCGGUACGCAAGUACCUCGAGGGCACCAACAGCAUUGCCGGAGUGUACCUCCAGUCCACCCGGGAGACUCUUAGCAUCUACAAUGCAAAAAGCAGAGGCCUACUGACUCCUGGUACCUCUCUGGUUCUGCUGGAGGCCCAGGCUGCCACCGGCUUUGUCAUCGAUCCAGUCAACAACAAGAAACUUUCCGUAGAGGAAGCUGUAGAUCAACAAGUGGUUGGCAAUGAGUGGAAGAAAAAACUGCUUUCAGCAGAAAGAGCAGUUACAGGAUACAAUGAUCCAUACACCGAGAAAACAAUUUCCCUGUUCCAGGCCUUGAAAAAAGAUCUCAUCGUCAAGGAUCAUGGAAUUCGUCUGCUUGAGGCACAAAUUGCCACAGGAGGAAUCAUCGAUCCAGUGUACAGUCACAGAGUACCCGUACGGGUGGCAUAUCAAAGGGGAUACUUUGAUGAGGACAUGAACCAGAUCUUGUCUGACCCAGAUGAUGACACCAAAGGUUUCUUUGACCCCAACACUCAAGAGAACCUCACAUACCUUCAGCUGAUUGAAAGGUGUAUUACAGACCCCCUCACAGGCCUCAGUCUGUUGGUCAUUGUGAAGAAAGGCGAGUUCUACUUCUAUGUUGAUGAAGCAACAAAACUCAUUCUGAAAUCUACAACAACAACCAAAGCAGGCGGGAAAUACAAAGGAACCUCUGUGUCCCUGUGGGAUCUCCUCUACUCCAGAUACAUCACGGAAGAGAAGAGGAGACAGCUUGUCCAACAGUACAAAGCAGGAUCAAUCACCAUUAAAAGCUUUUUGGAAAUCAUCCUAACAAUCAUUCAGAUGCAGACUACAUCAACCUCAUCUUCAUCAGUUGUCAAAUGCCAAUCACAGGAAACAGGAGUAGACAGCAGCUCAACAACAACUACCACCACAACAAUCACAGAGACAACAAAGUUCCAGGGAAUCAGGAAAGAUGUUGAUGCUACUGAGCUGCUUGAAUCCAAAAUUAUUGAUGAGGACCUCUACAAAGACCUAAGAACUGGAAAAGUCACAGUGACUGAAAUUAGUGAAAUGGACUCGGUACGCAAGUACCUCGAGGGCACCAACAGCAUUGCCGGAGUGUACCUCCAGUCCACCCGGGAGACUCUUAGCAUCUACAAUGCAAAAAGCAGAGGCCUACUGACUCCUGGUACCUCUCUGGUUCUGCUGGAGGCCCAGGCUGCCACCGGCUUUGUCAUCGAUCCAGUCAACAACAAGAAACUUUCCGUAGAGGAAGCUGUAGAUCAACAAGUGGUUGGCAAUGAGUGGAAGAAAAAACUGCUUUCAGCAGAAAGAGCAGUUACAGGAUACAAUGAUCCAUACACCGAGAAAACAAUUUCCCUGUUCCAGGCCUUGAAAAAAGAUCUCAUCGUCAAGGAUCAUGGAAUUCGUCUGCUUGAGGCACAAAUUGCCACAGGAGGAAUCAUCGAUCCAGUGUACAGUCACAGAGUACCCGUACGGGUGGCAUAUCAAAGGGGAUACUUUGAUGAGGACAUGAACCAGAUCUUGUCUGACCCAGAUGAUGACACCAAAGGUUUCUUUGACCCCAACACUCAAGAGAACCUCACAUACCUUCAGCUGAUUGAAAGGUGUAUUACAGACCCCCUCACAGGCCUCAGUCUGUUGGUCAUUGUGAAGAAAGGCGAGUUCUACUUCUAUGUUGAUGAAGCAACAAAACUCAUUCUGAAAUCUACAACAACAACCAAAGCAGGCGGGAAAUACAAAGGAACCUCUGUGUCCCUGUGGGAUCUCCUCUACUCCAGAUACAUCACGGAAGAGAAGAGGAGACAGCUUGUCCAACAGUACAAAGCAGGAUCAAUCACCAUUAAAAGCUUUUUGGAAAUCAUCCUAACAAUCAUUCAGACGCAGACUACAUCAACCUCAUCUUCAUCAGUUGUCAAAUGCCAAUCACAGGAAACAGGAGUAGACAGCAGCUCAACAACAACUACCACCACAACAAUCACAGAGACAACAAAGUUCCAGGGAAUCAGGAAAGAUGUUGAUGCUACUGAGCUGCUUGAAUCCAAAAUUAUUGAUGAGAGCCUCUACAAAGACCUAAGAACUGGGAAAGUAACAGUGACUGAAAUUAGUGAAUUGGACUCGGUACGCAAGUACCUCAAGGGCACCAACAGCAUUGCCGGAGUGUAUCUCCAGUCCACCCGGGAGCCUCUUAGCAUCUACAAUGCAAAAAGCAGAGGCCUACUGACUCCUGGUACCUCUCUGGUUCUGCUGGAGGCCCAGGCUGCCACCGGCUUUGUCAUCGAUCCAGUCAACAACAAGAAACUUUCCGUAGAGGAAGCUGUAGAUCAACAAUUGGUUGGCAAUGAGUGGAAGAAAAAACUGCUUUCAGCAGAAAGAGCAGUUACAGGAUACAAUGAUCCAUACACCGGAAAAACAAUUUCCCUGUUCCAGGCCUUGAAAAAAGAUCUCAUCGUAAAGGAUCAUGGAAUUCGUCUGCUUGAGGCACAAAUUGCCACAGGAGGGAUCAUCGAUCCAGUGUACAGUCACAGAGUGCCCGUACGGGUGGCAUAUCAAAGGGGAUACUUUGAUGAGGACAUGAACCAGAUCUUGUCUGACGCAGAUGAUGACACCAAAGGUUUCUUUGACCCGAACACUCAAGAGAACCUCACCUAUCUUCAGCUGAUUGAAAGGUGUAUUACAGACCCCCUCACAGGCCUCAGUUUACUCCCACUGAACAAAUGAAUGUUUUCGUAUCAAAUACAGUAUUAGCACUAUGUUUUUCCUUUACUAUGAAAAAAUCCAUGUCUUUUUAAUGCUUCAGCCAUUGGAAAGCAUAUAUUUUGAGUUAAUGCGAAAAGAAAAAGAAAAUAAAUAAAAAAAAAGUUGCACUGAGUUAGCUGAAACCCUUUCAGAAGAAAACAAUAUGUUGGUUGUGACUAAGUUGUGACUAAGACUACUCUUCUUCUACAGGUCUAAUCUGUAGUUUAGUAUCCUGUCUACUGAAUGUCCUGUUUUAAACACAUAUACCUGUAAUUGUAUCUGUUAUUUUAAUGUUAUUGUGGGUUUGGUUAUGGUUCUGAUUUAAUUAGAUGCACUUUAUCUGCUCUCACUUAAUAAUACUGCUUCAUGAUUGUUGAUUUGGAAAAAGGGAACCCUGUCGCUUUGUUUUUAUGGGUUUUCUUCUCAUCAUGUGACCCAGUGAUGAGGUGGGAUGUGAACUUUAAUAUGGCUUUUUUAUUGUAAAGACAUUUGAUUCAACAUGUUUGAAAUAAUUGCUCUUGAUGUGUCGUCAUAAACAGCCAUGAAAAGUUGCUUCGUCACAUGAAAAUCUUCCAUAUCAUCAUAACAGCCUGCAAUACAUAUAAUUCACUAAUAAAACAAAUCAAAUCGA